AUGGCUGGUGAUGUCACUGUAGUUCGUCAUAACUACGAUAACCGUGGACCCGCUAAUAAACUCAUAAUACUACGAAUCCAGCAUAAUCCACAGGAAAUCCCUGAAGGAUUGAUCGACGCCACACGUGAAGUUAUUGUUGUAUACAUUGAAGUUACUGUUAAGAAUACAACAAGUUUCAUUAAAUGGAGAAUCAAGGAUAAGUGCCUUGAGAUUGGAGAUUCGUCAGGCACUAACGAUAUUAGUAUUAGUAACGACACGGAUAAUCAUUCUAAUGAACUCCCGACUAGUGGCACCACUGUCAUAAGGUUGCGGCCGGCUCAUUUGUUACUUAGUGUUAGUCGGCAGACACAGACUCUUUCAAGCAAUCGGAUUGAAAAGGGAUCGAAUCACAAGCUGAGCUCACUAGAUCGAAAUAUUGUUGUGUACCGCUAUAUUCUCUCACUUACUAUUCUAUCGAUGACCCCUCCUUAUCCAGUAGGCCAUAGUCUAGCAGGAGGCGAUAAUCCGUCAACCGAACCAGGUCAAGUGUAUCACAUCCGGAAGCGAAGCGAGCUGCCAUCCACAACACUACGCAAACAAACAAAGCAGGAGCACCCAUUAGUAAAAGAAGAGAACAGGACAGCCUACAAGAAGCAAUUCUCAAAGUUCAUUGAGCGUUGUAUCACUGCUGACAAUCUUGAGGAGAUGUAUGCCAUUCGUCAUGCUGCCAUUCGUGCAAACCCAGUACAUCAACCUAAGCAGGCCAAAAAUUAUGGAGAGCAAAAGAUAUUCACGGCUAAGUAG
Molecule: messenger RNA, 783 nt
Organism: Angiostrongylus costaricensis
Lineage: Eukaryota; Metazoa; Nematoda; Chromadorea; Rhabditida; Metastrongylidae
Source: the annotation of a GenBank genome assembly